Molecule: messenger RNA, 1396 nt
Organism: Lucilia cuprina (Australian sheep blowfly)
Lineage: Eukaryota; Metazoa; Arthropoda; Insecta; Diptera; Calliphoridae
Gene: Hr51
Product: photoreceptor-specific nuclear receptor
Exons: 10
Coding region: 107-1360 (417 amino acids)
Biological process (GO): positive regulation of transcription by RNA polymerase II; cell differentiation; anatomical structure development
Molecular function (GO): RNA polymerase II cis-regulatory region sequence-specific DNA binding; nuclear receptor activity
Source: RefSeq, a predicted model, not a curated record
AAUUGUACUUUUUAUUAAUUUAUGUCAAGCGGGUACUGGACGUUGUAUUGUUGACAAGGCUCAUCGUAAUCAGUGUCAGGCGUGUCGUCUAAAAAAGUGCCUUCAAAUGGGAAUGAACAAAGAUGCCGUACAAAAUGAACGUCAGCCACGUAACACGGCCACUAUUAGACCGGAGACACUGCGGGAGAUGGAGCAUGGACGAGCUUUACGUGAAGCUGCUGUAGCUGUGGGGGUUUUUGGACCACCCGUUUUAUUGUCACCGCCAUGUUAUGGACCUGCUUUACUACCGCCGCCAUCACUUUCAGGUUUGCCGACGGGGCGUCUAUUACAUCAUAAUCACUUGGCCGCCACUUCAAUGCAAUUAUCGGCGAAUAUGAACAACAAUAAUAACAAUACUGCUACAUUUCCCAUAUUCAAUAACAACAACAUUUACAAUGCCAACUCAGCCACCACAAAAGAUAAAAGAUAUGCUGACUUAUCAAGUGGCGGCACUAUUUCAUCAUCAUCAAAUUCCUCAAGUAGCAAUUCAAUAGAUCCCUGUUCGCCUCCACCAGAAAAUGCUGCUUCCAAAAAUCCAGUCAGUGGUAGUGUCUCGUCAAUUAGUUCCGCCAGUCCUAUACCAGAUAAUGAUAAUGAUGAUGAUUCCAUUGAUGUUACCAAUGAGGAUGAAGAACCCUUAAAUGGUGAAAAAUCCUUAAUGCAAUUCGAUAUUGCCCAGAUAAUGUCACCCAAUUUGUAUGUCCAUCAACAUGAGACGGUGUACGAGACCAGUGCUCGUCUUUUAUUUAUGGCUGUGAAAUGGGCAAAAAAUUUACCCAGUUUUGCUAGUCUUUCAUUUCGAGAUCAGGUUAUUCUCUUGGAGGAAUCGUGGUCAGAAUUAUUUUUACUAAAUGCUAUUCAAUGGUGCAUACCUUUGGAUCCUUCAAAUUGUCCUUUAUUUUCAGUAGCCGAACAUUGUAAUAAUUAUGAAUCCAGCAAUAAUAAUGGCAGUAAUUGCAUGUCAAAAGAAGAGAUUGCCUCCGAUGUGCGCACUUUAUAUGAAAUUUUCUGCAAGUACAAAGCUGUAUUAGUAGAUCCUGCAGAAUUUGCCUGUCUUAAAGCCAUCGUCUUAUUUCGACCCGAGACACGAGGUCUUAAAGAUCCUGCGCAAAUUGAAAAUUUACAAGAUCAGGCCCAUGUCAUGUUAGCUCAACAUACGAAAGCUCAAUUUACCGCCCAAGUGGCUCGUUUUGGUCGUUUACUGUUAAUGUUGCCCCUGUUGCGUAUGAUUAAUUCACACAAAAUCGAACUGGUCUAUUUUCAGCGCACCAUUGGUAAUACUCCCAUGGAAAAAGUCUUGUGCGAUAUGUAUAAAAAUUAGACGAAUUUUUUUCUGAAAUAUUUAAAAUGUUUAAGU